Messenger RNA from Punctularia strigosozonata HHB-11173 SS5, 1050 nucleotides. RefSeq lists its product as uncharacterized. The coding region runs from base 16 to 858 and encodes 280 amino acids. The transcript is spliced from 4 exons. The record is from RefSeq and is a predicted model, not a curated record. Gene Ontology annotation, cellular component: membrane. Lineage: Eukaryota; Fungi; Basidiomycota; Agaricomycetes; Corticiales; Punctulariaceae.
GUGACCGCCAGCAACAUGGCUGGCACCAAACCAAACCUGCGCCCCAAGCGAUAUCAUUUCUAUUCUGCCCUCCUUUUUAUCCUAGGCACUCUCUUCCCGCCGCUUGCGGUGGCAGCGCGUUUCGGGAUCGGAGGGGAUUUCUUUCUCAACUUGCUGCUGACCCUCUGCGGGUACAUUCCCGGGCACGCCCAUAACUUCUACAUCCAGAACAUACGGAACAACAAAACCCACCGCCGCACACCGAAAUGGGCCCAACGGUAUGGCCUCGUUGACACGUCCGAGCUCAAGCGCAAAGAGCGCAAGAACCAGUGGGCGUCUCGCUACAACGAACGCCUUCCUCGCUCCACCCUCGAGGGACAAUCAUAUGAAGAAGGUCAAGAACCCGAUGCGCCCUCGGUGGAUAGCGCGCAGGGCAGACGCAGAGGCACGACCGACAGCAACGGCAACCUCUGGUCCCCCACGGAGGAGCGCUUCUACGGGCAGAACGACCGAUCUAGCGCGAGCGUGGACACGUCCAACUCGGGGCGCUGGCAUUACCCAGCCAACUUUGAGGACACGAUCCCGACCGACACGACGAUCAAGAAGAAAAAGAAGAAGGACAAGAAGGAUCGUUGGGAGCGGACUGCGGACGCAUACUCGCUCGCUGAGGAAACUCCACGGAGGAAGAAGAGCAAGAAGAAGCGUGGAACCGCCGAUGUAGAUUCGACGUACUCGCGCGGCUCGACGAACGACUUCCCAGAGGAUCCCGAAGGUGGGCUGUACGGCCCUAGUCGCCCUGCGCAGAGGGAGAGAGAUCUCCCUGACGUGCCCAACGGCAAUGGCACUUCCGAGGCCGACGUCUUCAGUCAUCAGUUCUGAUUGGAGGGAUAUGGCGGUGGUCGUCAUGAGGUUUUUUCGAGGUCGCAAUCUGUGAGGGUGGUAUCCAGGUUUUCCUACAUCCAUUCGCUCCUCCCCGAUACGUACACCGGACGAUUAAUGUACUAUACGGGUCGUUCUAUGUAUAGGCAGUUAUAUCUGCUCUAGCUUAAAGCCCUAGCAUCGACAGGUUCG